CUUCCGCCAACAACCGAAAACAGCGGCAAAUUUGAAAGCUGUCUGGCUGUCGUUCGGUGCUGUUUGUGUUUCUGUGUUCACUGUAUGUUUAAUUAUUUCGGAAAUAUGUAAGGUUUUGCUACACUUUAACAGAGAUUAUUGGCAAAAUAAUACGGAAAGUGUGUCCUAAUCGAAGUAACGUUUAAGCACUUUUCCGAGUCUAGGCAAAAGAAUAGUUAACAUGGAUACGUCGACACGCUUUUUCGCCAAGUUGCGGAGUCUGGCUGUGUUCUUGGACACGGAGAGAGCCAACCUGGAACACACUGCGAGCCAAAACCUGGACCUGGACCAUGAUGAUACAGAAAGCGGCGCAGUCAAAGCACUACAUGAGCUCCAUUCUGAAGUUCGACAACUCAAGAAACAGGUCCAAAGCCAACUGGCAUCUCAGGAAGAUGGGAGUAAUGAGCUAAGGAGCUUCAUUAAAGCCUGCAUGGUGCUAAAACAGCGGACCACGGAGGACAUUGAACGGAUUCAGAGGCACUAUGAAAAAUAUGGCUACAAACCACACAAAGCUGUCCUGAAGCCAGAAGUUAAUUGCAAAGGUGAGGCGGAUGAAAGAUUAUCUGUAGAUGAUGAGCCAGAAGGUACUUUCUCUGAGGAGACAGCAGGAGAUGAAAAGGGGCCUGUUGAAGCUCCAGAGUGUGAGACACCUGAGAAGAUGCCAAUUCCAGCUGUGGACCAAAUGCGCACUCCACAGCUCUCGGAUUUCGGCCUGUCUGCACUUCACCUGCAAACAAUGCUUGGAAAUUCUCAAAUGUCUCAAUACGUAGCUCCUGCUCCAGCUCUCACGCCUCCACCGCUUAUCUUAAAAAUGCACGAAUUCCAGCCAAAGACACCAAAGUGCUCUCUGAGUAUGGAUGAGGAGGCCCUGACCCCUCGACUGGAAGACUUUGGAAUCACAGAAAGCACAAUGUGUUUUAAUAAUGAUUUCACUAUGGACCUGUUUCGCAAGAAACCACCAAAAGACAGGCAGACUAACAGCACAACACAAGAGAUUGCUCAGAAACCACCACACAGCCUGCCUAUAGCCCCAUCAUGUGUCACUCCUGGGAGGCUUUCUAGUGACAGUAUGGAGUCACCAGAGGUGCCUGUGUUUUCUACUCUGGAUAUAAAGAUAAACAGACAUCUCGGUCAGUCGUGUUCUCUGCGAGACGGAGUGUGUGAUUCAGAGUCCCCCUCACAGCAGAGUGCUGCCAAUACUACACCUGAACUCCCUAAAUUUGAGACACCUUACAUCAAUAAGCUCAUCAGUGCCAGAAAGGAAACUAAACAAAAUGAAGGGUGGUGUUUCAAAGGCUCACUAAAGAGCACAUCCAGCCAGGCUGAAGGCCCAUCUGUGAUAGUUUCAUCUCAUGAGAUGCCACAAAUGCCAGUCAGCCUCUCUCAGAUGGAGGACACUACACCUGAAAUGCCAAGAUUGCAGUCAUAUUUUGGCAGCACUUUACCUUGUCUAGGAACAGCUAAUCAGUCAGCAGUGACUGAGCCUGCAGGUCCUCUGCAGCAGGCUGAUGAACACACUCAGGAUUGGUGUCUGACCACACCGCGUAUCCGCAUGGACUUUGAUGUUGAUCCAUGUACACCUGAGAUGCCAGAUUUGAGCUCCGUCACACAAGAUAUCAUUAAACUUGUGGCUCAGGCUAACAAUAAACAACCCACCACUACAGCAGUACACACAAGCUCAAAGGCCAGAUUGAAUACACUGCCCCCUGGGAAGGAGAACAGAACUCAGAGUGUUGCUCAAAUAUCUGAAAAAGAGUUUCAUGGGCUGCCCUCUUACAUGAAACAGAUCCCCCUCAUCAGUCUCAACCUGGCACUCAACAAAAUCAGCCAAGUACUCGAGAAGCGGCGCACAGAUGGUGAGACAAACUCUGAAGAAUUUCGUAUGGAAGAUCUGAGAACGGUACUGGACGUGGGACCUCAGGCUACCCUGUACAUUUUGUGUCUUGUUGAGCUGAAAAGAUUGGAAAACAUGCAUGGAUUUGGAAGUUUUAGGAUUGUAACCAAAGCAUAAAAAUACCUUUACAGUUGCUAGGAAGUUCACACAGAUUUGGGUUUGUACUGGCAACAUGCUUUGACACGUAAAUAGAAUCUGAUGCAGAAUUCUGAUGUUUUCAAUGACACCCCACUAAGUGUUUUUCUGCUUCAGUACCAAAUGUAGUUAUUACUGACAUACUAUGUAGUUUAUUGUGCUUAUAAUAAAAUGUUUUAUAUCCAAAUUUAA
Messenger RNA from Clarias gariepinus (North African catfish), 2260 nucleotides. It is a transcript of the gene ska3, whose product is annotated as spindle and kinetochore associated complex subunit 3. The transcript is spliced from 12 exons. Lineage: Eukaryota; Metazoa; Chordata; Actinopteri; Siluriformes; Clariidae. Gene Ontology annotation, cellular component: spindle microtubule; outer kinetochore. Gene Ontology annotation, biological process: chromosome segregation; mitotic cell cycle. The coding region runs from base 221 to 2050 and encodes 609 amino acids. The record is from RefSeq and is a predicted model, not a curated record.